Messenger RNA from Plutella xylostella (diamondback moth), 3078 nucleotides. RefSeq lists its product as uncharacterized. Gene Ontology annotation, cellular component: nucleus. The record is from RefSeq and is a predicted model, not a curated record. Gene Ontology annotation, molecular function: DNA-binding transcription factor activity, RNA polymerase II-specific; RNA polymerase II transcription regulatory region sequence-specific DNA binding; zinc ion binding. NCBI's taxonomy places the organism in Eukaryota, Metazoa, Arthropoda, Insecta, Lepidoptera, Plutellidae. Gene Ontology annotation, biological process: regulation of transcription by RNA polymerase II.
AAAUACAGGCUACAGCUGUCAAAAAUAAAUUCCCAAAGUUCUAGGUGUUUUUCUUGGGAUUUCUUUCAUGAAUUCGAGAACAACACAAGUAAAUCUGCAGGAUUUACGAUGGAAAAGCCCGAGUCGUCUUACUGCCGCCUGUGCGCGGAGCUAACACCCAACGACAAGAUAUUCGACUUGCUUUCCGACUCGAAAAGAAGUCGCGAAGUGGUCGAGAAGUUGACGCGGCUCAAACACAGCUUCAUCAACAUGUUUCGAGACAACGAAAUGCCGAAAACUGUGUGUUUCAUAUGUCUAGACUCGCUGUACAGGGCGAUCGCGUUUGUGGAGAAGGUUGAGUCGUCACAGGACGUUUUAAAGAGUAUUCUUAACAUUAAACGUGAGCCGUCUUGUAGCGAAGAUGACGACGACGACAUAGAUUGUUCCAGCAGUUUCGAGGCCGAUAAUAUCAAAGAGGAGCGAGCGCACAAACUCAAAAUAAGGAUUAAGAAAGAGAAGGAACAGGAAUGCAGAAUAACAUGCAAGCAUGAGGGGAAAACCCGUAGGUACAAGAAAAGGAGACCGCCGUCUUCCAGCGAUGACGAUUCUGAGUCAGACAUGUCGUGGAAAGACUUCUCGUGGAUGUGCGCGUUCUGCUCCACCACGUUCCCGAGUGCAGAGGACCUCCGGAAGCAUGCCAUGGACUGCCAUGACAGCUGCACAGCAUACAAGUGCGCCGACUGCAACAUUCGCAAACUCAAACUUGAACCGUUCCUUGCUCAUGUGAUGAGACACAAGAAGUUCCUGAAGAGAUCCUGCCACAUUUGCAGUAUGAAGUUCACAAGGAAAACUGAUGUGGAGAAGCAUAGGAAAAACCAUACUAAAUUCAAAAACAUCUGUGUUGGAUGUCACAUGUCCUUUAAGUAUGUGAAAGAGUUGGUGGAGCACAAAAGUAAGUAUUACACAGAUAAGAGAGCGACUAGAGUCAUCAGGCCACUUGAUGAGAGUGAUCUGGUUUGCAAAGUGUGUGCCAAGAAGUUCAAGACACGCUCCAUACUGCAGGCUCAUGUCCUGAUCCACACAGAGAGACGUAGGGAUCACACCUGUGAUAUUUGUGGGAAAUGCUUCUACAACAAAGACACAUUGAUGUCCCACUUGAUAGUCCACAAUGAAUCACGGCCACACCAGUGUGAAAUCUGCAAGUUUUCCUUCAAAACCAUUGGUCAGCUACGAAUGCACAUUGGCACCCAUGAUGGCCAACGCCCAUUUGCUUGUGAACAAUGCGGCAAGAGGUUCCGGUUACGUAAAAACCUUUCAUCACACAUGAUAAUCCACUCAGACACGUUGCCAUUCACUUGUGAGUUCUGUAACAAGGGAUUUAGGUUCAAAACCAUUUUGAACCAGCACAUUCGUCAGCACACCGGUGUGAAGCCUUACUCAUGCUCCUUAUGUCAGAGAGCUUUCACAAACUGGUCCAACUACAACAAGCACAUGAAGAGACGGCAUGGUAUGGAGAUGGCAAAGAAGAAGCACACACCGGACGGAGUAUUCCCUAUCAACCCAAUGACAGGAGAAGUCAUUAUUGCUCCUCUGCCAGACAAUACUGAGGAGUGGAAGAAGAGUGUACUGCAGCGUAAACUCCAGAGGAAGACCGAUGCUGCCAACAGUAACUCUCAGAGCCUGAUGGAGACACAGGCGCUGCCCACCCAGUCCCAGCCUGUCACACCAGUCCAGCAGCCUCAGAUGUCUCAGCCACUGCAGCAUCUGUCUCCUUUGCCUCUGCUGAGCCAGCCAACACAAUCUGCACACCCUGCACAUACACAUCCAGCUCAUUCUACGCAUUCUACACAUCCUAUGCAUAACCUCAAUCCUCGGGUAACAAGUUCAAAUGUUUCUAGUUCUCCUAACAUGCUACCUUUGAUGGCAGCUCACAGCCAGAGUGUACCGCCUAUACCUCCGGCGCAUUUCCCCAUUUACUCCCACUCUAGUUCACGUAGCAACUAGGUUUUGAUUCUGCCAGUGUCAUGUACUUUGUUGAUAUCAGUGCAAUAUCUGAAAUGUUGUUUUUAUGAAUGCUUUUUUUUUUUACCUCAAGCAAAAUCGAGGGUUUAUAUGUUAUACUAGUGUGUCUGUUGUAGCUUCAGAACAGAUGGACUGAUUCAUGUUACUAUUACAGUCAGCUUCACAAUAAUUAAAAGGUACCUAUGAACUCAUAUUUAUAACUUUUUUCUUAGAGGUGUCAUUAGUCAUUAUAUUUAUUUAUUCAAUUCUUUAUUGCACAAAAUAUAAACAUAAAUGUACAAUAUAUUGCACAAAUAAAAACAUUUACAUAAGGGUGGACUUAAUGCUAUAAGCAUUGUCUGCCAGUCAACUGACAGCCUUUUCCUGUGCAAGAAAAUUUAUAUUAUCAUUACCAUAGAGGUAUUUUAUGUAUUUGAUAGCAACAUUUGUAUUUAAGUUAUUAGUUAUUGUGAACAGGGUGUUAUGGGCAAUUUAGUUGAAACAAAUUAAUACAUUAGUAAAGGAAUAAUAUUUUUUUAUUUGCAAUGUUAUAUCAGUAGUUUUUAAAUAGAUAUAUUUAAAAGAUAUGAACUUUUAUCAUAACAUCAUAAGAUAGCACAAAGUUGUAAGAUGAUUUAAAACACCAAGGAAACUAACAAACUUUUUCUUACCUGCAAGUUAUUAUUUUCAAAUUGAUAUUUUUCUACAAUUUAUCAUAAUAAUUAUGUUUUUAUUUAUCUUAACAGACAUUUUUAAACCAAUUAUCACAUUACUGUUACAAUAUAAACCUAACUUUAUUUACUUUAAAUAUAAAAUUUGUUCCAUAUUACUAAUUUUAGAAAUUCUAGAAAUUAGAAAAAUAUUAUUAACAUUCAUUAGAUUUUAUUGUAAUUUAUAAAAAGUUAAUCUUACAGUUUCUAAAACAAUUAUCUUUGUGCUUAGCUUAAUUUAAUAUUUUAACAAAGUUUGUGUUAAAUUUUUUUAUUAAACAUGGCAAAAUAAUAAUUAUUUUAGAAACAAAAAUUCUAAAAAAAUAUAUUUAUGUUAAGCUUAUUUAGAAGCCAAUAAAGCAAAACACCUUGGUGACACGGCCUCAUU